Lingula anatina is the source of this 1819-nucleotide messenger RNA. RefSeq lists its product as uncharacterized. Gene Ontology annotation, cellular component: extracellular region. Lineage: Eukaryota; Metazoa; Brachiopoda; Lingulata; Lingulida; Lingulidae. Gene Ontology annotation, molecular function: hormone activity. The record is from RefSeq and is a predicted model, not a curated record. Gene Ontology annotation, biological process: multicellular organism development.
GCCACUGCGGGUAGACUGCUGUUCCUCAGGAAGAGACGCUUAAGUGUUCCUUGUGGGUUUUCUGAGCUAAUGCAUUCAUCAUCUACGAAAACGCCAGUAGGGAACGGGCCAUCAAGUGGUAUAUAAAUGGCUCGACCAACUGUCGAGGAGUAUACCACACUUGUGAGAGAAACUUUAAAGACUACAUAGGCCUACACGUGUUUACUCGCGCCAUUCCGUACUCUACGAGAUCUCAGACUGAAGGAAUUGAAAUUAACAGAAAUUUGAAAUUUACUAGAACUGUAAUUUACAACAAGUGAUAUUUAUAAGGACUUUUUCCAGAAACAAACUACUGUGAAAUUCGCGCAAGAAUUAAGAAUUUAUUGACAAGAGAGGACAGACACCACCCAACGACGACAAGAUAUUUUUAAACAAGAGAUUAGACAUAUUUAAGAGACAAGAAGAUAGACUUUAUACCAGAGAGAGUUUACUCAAGAAUUAUCUAAGUUAUUCAUCUUCUGAUACAUUCUGUUUGGAGCCUUUUACUCCGCCUACUGUGAUACUGAUAUAAGAAUAACCACUGACACGAUCAACAAUGCAUACGAUGAGCUACAUCGUGUACUUCAUAAUUGCCGCCUUCUACUCUUACCUCGCCUCUUGCCGCCCUCUAGCGGAGACAUCCCACUUCCCAUCAUCCCACACGUUGGACUCGCGCUUACACAGACUCACUGAUGAUAACCAGGAGGACAUAGCUGCAGUGCAGAGGGCUUGGGAGACGUUGCAAAGUCAGAGAAACAGACUGAGAGACCAUAGGUUGCAUUCUGUCUCCCCUCAACUGAGCAACUCGAGGUUUGCAUGGAGACCAGUUCAAAGAAAAAGGCAACUUCCGGGGUCUAUGUCAGUAAAUCAAGAUUUAGGCGCAAUUGCUGGAAUGUUGAGGACCGCUUCCCAUAGGUGGCAGCAGCGACAGUUGCAAAAUAUCAAAGCUAAAUUGAACAGAAUCGGCAAAAGAGGAGACAUUGACGAAGCCAGCGGGCUGGAUCCCGUGGACAUUUUCAAUGGUGAUUUAGACACAGUAAGCAGCGCCAUGCAUGGCCCCGAUAGCAUAUUCUCGAACUGGAACUCCGCCCCCACGUUGUCCACUGAGGUCCGACAAAUGAAAGAAAAAUCCACCGCAGCUUUAAGGGGGCAUUUGCGAAACGGAGGCGAUCACAGCGAAACUGACAAACACGAACAAAAGCAAGAAGAUGAACAAAGUAGCAGCGGCAAUUCUGAAACACCCCAUGCGGCUAUGAAACACAGCCAUCAUUCUCAACGGAAUCCCAGGACAAGGGGAGCUCAAAGUAGUCAUUCGGCGCAGGGUUUAGCGAAACGCAGCUCUUCUCCGGUUGAGGCACUUCUAGCGAUGUUGAAACAGAGCAGCCCGGCUCAGAAACAAUUGAUACAAGAGAGAAUCCGCGUUCUCACAAAACGUCUGGAGACAGGGACGUCCGAUAGUGCAACAGGUACACAGCAGCCUAUCUUGACCCAGAGGCGACAGCUAUCGGUGAACGGAGCAUUACAUGCCAUUUCAGACAUGCUCAGUGCACACCGCGCCAGACAGCGCCUCACAGCGGAAGAAAGAUUACACAACUUAGGGUGAUUCUAUCAGAAUCCACAUCCAAACUGAUCAAUGAAAGGACAUGGCCGUUUUACUACUUUCCAUUUAACUUUACCUUUGGAAUCUGACAAAAAAAGGUUCUAGAAGGCAAAAUGCAUUCCAUAUGAGGGAACACCACAUCACAAGGUCGACUGUACAGAAGAUAAAACAUACAACAUCUGGAUGUAAAAUUACUUACAU